AUGAAGCCAAGCCAGUUGGCUGUGGUGCCGUCCAUCCGGCCUGAGACAACAAGCGCAUCCAAUUGCAGUGCUUGGCGGGAGAAGAGAAUACGAGACGUUGGAGUAAACGGGCUGAUGGGUUUGCCCGUACAAGCGGUCUUUGGGAAUAUGGAUUCAUUUCUGAAUGAAACUGUCUUGAAUGCUUUUUGCAAUGGAGUAUACAUGGGAAUCUUGAUUAUCUCUCGCUAUGGAGCAUCUUGCGGUCUUCUCCCAAGUGCCUUCAGAUCGGACGACGACAAAUAA
Messenger RNA from Guyanagaster necrorhizus, 282 nucleotides. RefSeq lists its product as uncharacterized. Bases 1 to 282 code for a protein of 93 amino acids. Lineage: Eukaryota; Fungi; Basidiomycota; Agaricomycetes; Agaricales; Physalacriaceae. The record is from RefSeq and is a predicted model, not a curated record. The transcript has 3 exons.